AUGUUCUACACUGUCAGCCUGUUCUACAUUAUCAGCCUGUCCUACAUUAUUAACCUGUUCUACACUGUCACCCUGUUUUACAUUAUCAGCCUGUUCUACACUAUCAGCCUGUUCUACACUAUCAGCCUGUUCUACACUGUCACCAUGUUCUACACUGUCAGCCUGUUCUACAUUAUCAGCCUGUCCUACAUUAUAAACCUGUUCUACACUUUCACCCUGUUUUACAUUAUCAGCCUGUUCUACGUUAUCAGCCUGUUCUACACUGUCACCAUGUUCUACACUGUCAGCCUGUUCUACACUGUCUGCCUGUUCUACGUUAUCAGCCUGUUCUACACUGUCAGCCUGUUCCACACUGUCAGCCUGUUCACACUGUCAGCCUGUUCUACACUGUCAGUCUGUUCUACAUUUUCAGUCUGUUCUACAUUGUCAGCCUGUUCUACGUUAUCUGCUUGUUCUACAUUAUCAGCCUGUUCUACACUGUCAGCCUGUUCCACACUGUCAGCCUGUUCUACACUGUCAGCCUGUUCUACAUUAUUAGCCUGUUCUACAUUAUCAGCCUGUUCUACGUUAUCAGCCUGUUCUACACUGUCAGCCUGUUCUACACUGUCAGCCUGUUCUACACUAUCAGCCUGUUCUACACUGUCAGCCUGUUCGACACUGUCAGCCUGUUCUACAUUAUUAGCCUGUUCUACAUUAUCAGCCUGUUCUACGUUUUCAGCCUGUUCUACGUUAUCAGCCUGUUCUACAUUGUCAGCCUGUUCUACACUGUCAGCCUGAUCUACACUGUCAGCAUGUUCUACAUUAUCAGCCUGUUCUACAUUAUCAGCCUGUUCUACACUGUCAGCCUGUUCUAUACUGUCAGCCUGUUCUACGUUAUCAGCCUGUUCUACGUUAUCAGCCUGUUCUAUGUUAUCAGCCUGUUCUACACUGUCAGCCUGUUCUACGUUAUAAGCCUGUUCUACACUGUCAGCCUGUUCUACGUUAUCAGCCUGUUCUACACUGUCAACCUGUUUUACACUGUCAGCCUGUUCUACAUUAUUAACCUGUUCUACACUGUCACCCUGUUUUACAUUAUCAGCCUGUUCUACACUAUCAGCCUGUUCUACACUAUCAGCCUGUUCUACACUGUCACCAUGUCUACACUGUCAGCCUGUUCUACAUUAUCAGCCUGUCCUACAUUAUUAACCUGUUCUACACUGUCACCCUGUUUUACAUUAUCAGCCCGUUCUACACUCUCAGCCUGUUCUACACUAUCAGCCUGUUCUACACUGUCACCAUGUUCUACACUGUCAGCCUGUUCUACAUUAUCAGCCUGUCCUACAUUAUUAACCUGUUCUACACUGUCACCCUGUUUUACAUUAUCAGCCUGUUCUACAGUCAGCAUGUUCUACACUGUCAGCCUGUUUUACACUGUCAGCCUGUUCUACGUUAUCAGCCUGUUCGACAUUAUCAGCCUGUUCCACACUAUCAGCCUGUUCCACACUGUCAGCCUGUUCUACACUGUCAGCUUGUUCUACAUUAUCAGCCUGUUCUGCACUGUCAGCCUGUUCUACACUGUCAGCCUGUUCUACGUUGUCAGUCUGUUCUACAUUUUUAGUCUGUUCUACAUUGUCAGCCUGUUCUACGUUAUCAGCUUGUUCUACAUUAUCAGCCUGUUCUACACUGUCAGCCUGUUCCACACUGUCAGCCUGUUCUACACUGUCAGCCUGUUCUACACUGUCAGCCUGUUCUACAUUAUUAACCUGUUCUACAUUAUCAGCCUGUUCUACAUUAUCAGCCUGUUCUACACUGUCAGCCUGUUCUACACUAUCAGCCUGUUCUACACUGUCAGCCUGUUCUACACUGUCAGCCUGUUCUACGUUAUCAGCCUGUUCUACGUUAUCAGCCUGUUCUACAUUGUCAGCCUGUUCUACACUGUCAGCCUGUUCUACACUGUCAGCCUGUUCUACACUGUCAGCUUGUUCUACACUAUCAGCCUGUUCUACAUUAUUAACCUGUUCUACAUUAUCAGCCUGUUCUACAUUAUCAGCCUGUUCUACACUGUCAGCCUGUUCUACACUGUCAGCCUGUUCUACGUUAUCAGCCUGUUCUACUUUAUCAGCCUGUUCUACAUUGUCAGCCUGUUCUACACUGUCAGCCUGUUCUACACUGUCAGCCUGUUCUACACUGUCAGCCUGUUCUACAUUAUCAGCCUGUUCUACAUUAUCAGCCUGUUCUACACUGUCAGCCUGUUCUAUACUGUCAGCCUGUUCUACACUGUCAGCCUGUUCUACGUUAUCAGCCUGUUCUACGUUAUCAGCCUGUUCUACACUGUCAGCCUGUUCUACAUUAUCAGCCUGUUCUACAUUGUCAGCCUUUUCUACACUGUCAGCCUGUUCUACACUGUCAGCCUGUUCUACGUUAUCAGCCUGUUCUACGUUAUCAGCCUGUUCUACGUUAUCAGCCUGUUCUACACUGUCAGCCUGUUCUACGUUAUCAGCCUGUUCUACAUUAUCAGCCUGUUCUACAUUAUCAGCCUGUUCUACACUGUCAGCCUGUUCUACAUUAUCAGCCUGUUCUACACUGUCAGCCUGUUCUACGUUAUCAGCCUGUUCUACAUUAUCAGCCUGUUCUACACUGUCAGCAUGUUCUACGUUAUCAGCCUGUUCUACACUGUCAGCCUGUUCUACGUUAUCAGCCUGUUCUACAUUAUCAGCCUGUUCUACAUUAUCAGCCUGUUCUACAUUAUCAGCCUGUUCUACACUGUCAGCCUGUUCUACAUUAUCAGCCUGUUCUACACUGUCAUCCUGUUCUACGUUAUCAGCCUGUUCUACAUUAUCAGCCUGUUCUACACUGUCAGCAUGUUCUACGUUAUCAGCCUGUUCUACACUGUCAGCCUGUUCUACGUUAUCAGCCUGUUCUACAUUAUCAGCCUGUUCUACAUUAUCAGGCUGUUCUACACUGUCAGCCUGUUCUACACUGUCAGCCUGUUCUACACUGUCAGCCUGUUCAACGUUAUCAGCCUGUUCUACGUUAUCAGCCUGUUCUACGUUAUCAGCCUGUUCUACACUGUCAGCCUGUUCUACGUUAUCAGCCUGUUCUACGUUAUCUGCCUGUUCUACACUGUCAGCCUGUUCUUCAUUAUUAGCCUGUUCUACCUCUGUGCUUCUGCUAAGCUACAACAAAAAUACAGAAGAACAAUGGCUGCCUAAAUGUCUACACUCUACUAACACAACUGAAGUAAAGUUUGAAUAAAUGUCUGCACUCUAUCAACACAACUGAAGUAAAGUUUUAAUAAAUGUUUACACACCACCAACAAAACUGAAGUAUAGUCUGAAUUAAUAUCUUCAAUCUACCAACCAAACUGAAGUAAAGUCUGAAUAAAUGUCUUCACACUACCAAGACAAAAGAAGCAAAGACUGAAGUGUCUGCACUCCUCCAACAAAACUGAAGUAAAGUCUGAAUAAAUGUCUGAAAUCUAUCAACAAAACUGAAGCAAUGUCUGAAUAAAAGUCUGCAUUCUAAAUACAAAACUGAAAUAAAGUCUGAAUAAAUGUCUACACACUAACAACAAAUUUGAAGUAAAGUAUAAAUGUGUCACGAUCGUUGAGAGACGGGUCAGACCAAGGUGCAGCGUGGUAUGAGAGACGGGUCAGACCAAGGUGCAGCGUGGUAUGAGAGACGGGUCAGACCAAGGUGCAGCGUGGUAUGAGAGACGGGUCAGACCAAGGUGCAGCGUGGUAUGAGAGACGGGUCAGACCAAGGUGCAGCGUGGUAUGAGAGACGGGUCAGACCAAGGUGCAGCGUGGUAUGAGAGACGGGUCAGACCAAGUUGCAGCGUGGAAUGAGAGACGGGUCAGACCAAGGUGCAGCGUGGUAUGAGAGACGGGUCAGACCAAGGUGCAGCGUGGUAUGAGAGACGGGUCAGACCAAGGUGCAGCGUGGUAUGAGAGACGGGUCAGACCAAGUUGCAGCGUGGAAUGAGAGACGGGUCAGACCAAGGUGCAGCGUGGUAUGAGAGACGGGUCAGACCAAGGUGCAGCGUGGUAUGAGAGACGGGUCAGACCAAGUUGCAGCAUUGAAUGAGAGACGGGUCAGACCAAGGUGCAGCGUGGUAUGAGAGACGGGUCAGACCAAGGUGCAGCGUGGUAUGAUAGACGGGUCAGACCAAGGUGCAACAUGGUAUGAGAGACGGGUCAGACCAAGGUGCAGCGUGGUAUGAGAGACGGGUCAGACCAAGGUGCAGCGUGGUAUGAGAGACGGGUCAGACCAAGGUGCAGCGUGGUAUGAGAGACGGGUCAGACCAAGGUGCAGCGUGGUAUGAGAUACGGGUCAGACCAAGGUGCAGCGUGGUAUGAGAGACGGGUCAGACCAAGAUGCAGCGUGGUAUGAGAGACGGGUCAGACCAAGGUGCAGCGUGGUAUGAGAGACGGGUCAGACCAAGGUGCAGCGUGGUAUGAGAGAUGGUCAGACCAAGGUGCAGCGUGGUAUGAGAGACGGGUCAGACCAAGGUGCAGCGUGGUAUGAGAGACGGGUCAGACCAAGGUGCAGCGUGGUAUGAGAGACGGGUCAGACCAAGGUGCAACGUGGUAUGAGAGAUGGGUCAGACCAAGGUGCAGCGUGGUAUGAGAGACGGGUCAGACCAAGGUGCAGCGUGGUAUGAGAGACGGGUCAGACCAAGGUGCAACGUGGUAUGAGAGACGCGUCAGACCAAGGUGCAGCGUGGUAUGAGAGACGGGUCAGACCAAGGUGCAGCGUGGUAUGAGAGACGGGUCAGACCAAGGUGCAGCGUGGUAUGAGAGACGGGUCAGACCAAGGUGCAGCGUGGUAUGAGAGAUGGGUCAGACCAAGGUGCAGCGUGGUAUGAGAGACGGGUCAGACCAAGGUGCAGCGUGGUAUGAGAGACGGGUCAGACCAAGGUGCAGCGUGGUAUGAGAGACGGGUCAGACCAAGGUGCAGCGUGGUAUGAGAGACGGGUCAGACCAAGGUGCAGCGUGGUAUGAGAGACGGGUCAGACCAAGGUGCAGCGUGGUAUGAGAGACGGGUCAGACCAAGGUGCAGCGUGGUAUGAGAGACGGGUCAGACCAAGGUGCAGCGUGGUAUGAGAGACGGGUCAGACCAAGGUGCAGCGUGGUAUGCGAACAUGUUUAUUAGAACAAUAAACACAGACAAAACUACAAAAGGCAAUGAACCGUGACGUCGGAAGGUUAAACACAAACAAGCCAAACACACCGAAACACAAACAAGAUCCCACAAUAAAGGUAGGCAACCAGGCUACCUAAGUAUGAUCCCCAAUCAGAGACAACGAGCGACAGCUGCCUCUGAUUGGGAAUCACACCCGGCCGAACAUAGAAAUACAAACCUUGAACUAACCAUAGACAUACACAUAGAAACUCACGCCCUGACCAAACCAACUAAAGACAACCGGCCUCUCAAGGUCAGGGCGUGACAAAAUGUUUGCACUAUAUCAACAAAACUGAAUUAAAGUUUGAAUAAAUGUUUGCACUCUACCAACAAAAUUGAAGUACAUUCUGAAUAAAUGUCUGAAUUCUCCCAACAAAUCUGAAAUCUACCAACAAAAUUGAAGUAAAGUCUGAGUAAAUGUCCGCGCCCUACCAACAAAUCUGAAGUAAUGUUGGAAUAAAUGUCUACACUCUACCAACAAAACUGAAUUAAAUUCAGGAUAAAUGUCUGCACUAUACUAACAAAUCUGUAUCAAAGUCUUAAUAAAUGUCUACACACUACCAACAAAACUGAAGUCCUGUCUGAACUCUACCAACAAAUCUGAAGUAAAGUCUGAAUAUAGUAGCCAUCUCUAGGAAAACCAAAGUUCCAAAGGCUGGGCCUAAUAUAGUGUAUAAGAGGUCAUACAAUAAGUUUUGGAGUGAUUCCUAUGUUGUUGAUGUAAAUAAUAUAUGUUGGUCCGUGGUGUGUAAUGAGGAGCAACCAGACCCUGCACUUGACACAUUUAUGAAAUUGCUUAUUCCAGUUACAGAUAAGCAUGCACCCAUUAAGAAAAUGACAGUAAAAACUGUUAAAUCCCUGUGGAUUGAUGAGGAAUUGCAAAAUGGUAUGGUUGAGAGGGAUGAGGCAAAAGGAAUGGAAAAAUAAGUCUGGCUGCACAACCGAUUGGCAAACGUAUUGCAAAUUGAGAAAUCAUGUGACUAAACUGAAUAAAAAUAAUUAGAAACUACUCUAUGAAACAAAGAUAAAUGACUUAAAAAAAUAUAGUAAAAAGCUUUGGAGCACCUUAAAUGAAAUUUUGGGCAAAAAGGCAAACUCUGCUCCAUCAUUCAUUGAAUCAGAUGGCUCAGUCAUCACAAAACCAACUGAUAUUGCCAACUACUUCAAUGAUUUUUUCAUUGGCAAGAUGAGCAAACUGAGGCAUGACAUGCCAGCAACAAACGCUGACACUACACAUCCAAGUAUAUCUGACCAAAUUAUGAAAGACAAGCGUUGUCAUUUUGAAUUCAGUAAAGUGAGUGUGGAAAGGGUGAAAAAAAGUAUUGUUGUCUAUCAACAAUGACAAGCCACCGGGGUCUGACAACUUUAUUACUGAGGAUAAUAGCGGACGAUAUUGCCACUCCUAUUUGCCAUCUCUUCAAUCUAAGCCCACUAGAAAUGGUCUGCCCCCAGGCCUGGAGGGAUCCAUAAUAAAUAUAAUAUAAUAUAUAAUAUUAAUAAUAUUAUAUUAUAUAAUAAAUACAAAUACACUAGAUGUGCAAUUAAAAGGGCCAGAUGCACAAUUAAAGGGGAUCUACACUCAGUUUGUUUUUAUUUUUUAUCUUUCAGACCUAAAGAAAUGUGUCUUCUGAUUAUUUUAGCAUUGACAUGGACUCAGAACAUCCAAUUUUUUUGUUUCUCUGUGAACAGUUUUAAUUUUGAGAGUGAAAAACCCCCAAAAUAUCUAAAACCAGAAAAAACUAAACUGAGAAAACAUAAUUUGGGAAAAUAUAAAACAAUUGUGGGGGGGGGAAAAAAUCACAGAUUUUAUAGCCCCCCCUUUCAGUUUAUUAUUAACCAUUAUUUAUGAACAAAAAACUUAGAAAGUGGUGCACUAAGAACCCAGGGAAGAGUUGCAGGGGAGACAAGAAGAACGGGGCCUAUUUGAAAGCUAUAAAUAAAUGAGUAGCUCACGACAUGUUUUAUUUUUUCAAAGUAGCGAAAUAGGAUUCUAGAAAAGGUUGGAGACCCCUGCGCUAGAGUCUGUGGAGAAUAGACCCUCUAUGAGGCGUCUGGCCAGACUAACACAGAGACAUGAUGGAGGACAGAGAGAGAAGGCUACUGCCACGGUUAUCAAAGUUUCAAGUUUUAUUAGUCUUACGGCAUGCGCAUGGUAUACCUCAUCCAACCUAACGCCUACUUGCAGGUUGCCGCUGGAUGGCCUUGCGGUUGUGCACGGAGCCAUUCCCGUACCAGGCCGUGAUGGAACCGGUCAAGGCGCUCUCGAUGGUAUUUGGAGAGGACCCGGGGCAGCGUGCCGAAUUUCUUCAGCCGCCUUAGGAAGUAGAGACGGGGUUGCGCCCUCUUGACAAGAGUGUUGUUGUUGUUGUUGUUGUUGUUGUUGUUGUUGUGUCCAUGAGUCUGUCUCUGUUUGUUUGCCUGUUGUUCAGAGAUUCUCCAGGAGACUAAAUGUUUACUACUCCUGAACACAAACUGUGACAGGUCUCUGGAUUCAGAUGCAAGUGUCAGUGUUUAACAUAGGGGAGAGUGGGGUAAGUGGAGCCAGUGUUUAAUGUAGGGGAGUGUUUAAUGUAGGGGAGAGUGGGGUACGUUGAGUCAGUGUUUAAUGUAGGGGAGAGUGGGGUACGUGGAGUCAGUGUUUAACAUAGGGGAGAGUGGGGUAUGUUGAGCCAGUGUUUAAUGUAGGGGAGAGUGGGGUACGUUGAGUCAGUGUUUAACAUAGGGGAGAGUGGGGUACGUUGAGUCAGUGUUUAAUGUAGGGAGAGUGGGGUACGUGGAGCCAGUUUUUAACAUAGGGGAGAGUGGGGUACGUUGAGUCAGUGUUUAACAUAGGGGAGAGUGGGGUACGUUGAGUCAGUGUUUAAUGUAGGGUAGGGGAGAGUGGGGUACGUUGAGCCAGUGUUUAACAUAGGGGAGAGUGGGGUACGUUGAGUCAGUGUUUAACAUAGGGGAGAGUGGGGUACGUUGAGUCAGUGUUUAACAUAGGGGAGAGUGGGGUACGUUGAGUCAGUGUUUAAUGUAGGGAGAGUGGGGUACGUGGAGCCAGUUUUUAAUAUAGGGGAGAGUGGGGUAUGUUGAGCCAGUGUUUAACAUAGGGGAGAGUGGGGUACGUUGAGCCAGUGUUUAAUGUAGGGAGAGUGGGGUAUGUUGAGCCAGUGUUUAAUAUAGGGGAGAGUGGGGUACGUUGAGCCAGUGUUUAACAUAGGGGAGAGUGGGGUACGUUGAGUCAGUGUUUAAUAUAGGGGAGAGUGGGGUACGUUGAGCCAGUGUUUAAUGUAGGGGAGAGUGGGGUAUGUUGAGCCAGUGUUUAACAUAGGGGAGAGUGGGGUAUGUUGAGCCAGUGUUUAAUGUAGGGGAGAGUGGGGUACGUUGAGCCAGUGUUUAACAUAGGGGAGAGUGGGGUAUGUUGAGCCAGUGUUUAAUGUAGGGGAGAGUGGGGUACGUUGAGCCAAUGUUUAACAUAGGGGAGAGUGGGGUAUGUUGAGCCAGUGUUUAAUGUAGGGGAGAGUGGGGUACGUUGAGCCAAAGGUGUAAGUUGAGCCAUCCUUGUUUCUAAGAAACCAUACACAACCUAACCCUAACCCAUUGGACCAAAUAUUUAGGAAUAUGUCAUGAAGGAGUCUGUGAAGGAAGAAACCACAUGGAAAAAGUUAGGUCCAAAAAAACAGUCUUUCGCCAAGUCAAAUUAAUUUAUUGUGUUAACCAAAGUAGAUAAUUAAUUUAUGGUAAACCAAAGUAGACAAUUUAAAGUUUUUUCUAUACAUCAGUUGGGGUCUCUAUAAGUUUCAAUAUGAGGUCCUAAACCUAGCAUGAAAGUGCAUCCUUGUUGCUGUGUGGGCUAAUAUAGUCCAAAUGUUUGCGUUGGGUUGAGUUGAGCGUAUGGCCUUGGGGUAUUUGAGCCAAUGGUUGAGCGAAUGGCAAGUUGAGCAAAUUGAAAUGAUUUCUGCCCAGGCAUAAUGCAUUAUCUCUGGGAUAUGAAGUAACAACAAUGUUAAACAUUUUUUUUUUUUUUUUUUUAAGUACAAAGUGUUUUUUAGAUGUCAAGCCUUUGUUAAAAUGUGCUUAAAAUUAUUAAAAAGACAAAAAAACUAUUGUGUUGAAUUGUGUUUGGAAAUAUUUCAUUCAGUAUCAAAAUUUGUAGCCGGCUUAAUUUACCCUGUCUGGCUAAUCAAUUUACCACAUACCCGGCAUAAAUUGUGCCAAGAGACAAGCUAUGUUUUCAAAACUGUAAUGUUUACAUGAAUUCUGAUUAUUUCCAGGGAUACACAACAUCCUGAACUACAGUAUAUGUAGAUAUCUUUGUUAGAAAGAAUACUAUAUUUCCCUUGACGUAGUGAUGCUGAAUGUAAAAAAAGGCUCAACUUACCCCACUCUCCCCUACUAAGCUUUCAGUCAACAUGAAUCUUUGUCAGAGCAUUCACAAACACAUCCAGCUGGAUUUCAUUUCUCUGGUGAACAAUAUGUUAUUUUACACAACAUGGAAUGAUUCCACCGGGACCCGCAUCUCCCAGCCCGCCCGGGCCUCAGAACCCCACCAGGACCCUCAUCUCCCAGCCCGCCCAGGCCUCAGAGCCCCACCAGGACCCGCAUCUCACAGCCCCACCAGGCCUCAGAGCCCCACCAGGACCCUCAUCUCCCAGCCCGCCCAGGCCUCAGAGCCCCACCAGGACCCGCAUCUCCCAGCCCGCCCGGGCCUCAGAGCCCCACCAGGACCCCCAGCUCACAGCCCCCGAGCCUCAAACCCCACAGCCGUCCAUCUUGGAGCCUACAGCACACAACACGGCCCCCGAGCUCAGGGCUCCCACAGCCUCACAAUACACCCCACAGCUCCCUAGCCUACAGCAUUAUCUCACCAGCCCCCCCAGCACACACACAGGCCUCAGCGCCCCACCAAGACCCCUCAAAAGUCCCCCAGGUCUCAGAGCCCCACUAGCUCUUUUGCACACGGUUUUGAAUGGUAAUUGGAGAUGGAUGGACUCCCAAAAGCUUGUGUCCAAUAAUAUCACACGGAAUGAAACCACCCCAUCACUCCGUCUCCCAGUGUGUUCUGCUACGCUGUAUAUUUUCAACACUCAGUAUUCCAUGGGGAAUCUGUCUAUGAAUGCGUCCCAAAUGGCACCCUGUCCCCUAUACAGUCCCAAUGGGCCCUGGUCAAAAGUAGUGCACUAUAAAGGGAACAGGGUGCCUUUUGGAAUGCAACGUACUGUAUAUUUUCUUGUUGAUUCCCCAGGUAGGUUUGUUUCUUAAUGAGCCCCCCAGUGAAGACUCCUUGUCUCCUUCAGGGCCAGUGAAGACUCCUUGUCUCCUUCAGGGCCAGUGAAGACUCCUUGUCUCCUUCAGGGCCCAUCAGGGAUUCCGUUUCCUUUUUGAGGCCAACCGCUUUACCUGCAUACGGUUCAAUUCCUCGGUUGAUCGCCACUCAUCCUGAGAAUGCUACCUACAGUUGAAGUCGGAAGUUUACAUACACCUUAGCCAAAUACAUCUAAACUCAGUUUUUCACAAUUCCUUACAUCUAAUCCUAGUAAAUCUCAUGUUAAAUACUGUUGAAGUAAUAUGGCUACAGGUUCAUCUGCCUCACCUAAAGCCCAUUCUGGUGGGAAGCUGCUAUAGACCACCAAGUGCUAACAGUCAGUAUCUGGAUAAUAUGUGUGAAAUGCAUGAUAAGCAGUCACUACCAUCAUGGGACUUUUAUUAAUUGUUUUAUUCUGUGGUUACAGUUUUCAACCCAAAUAAAAAAUUAUUAUAAUCGAAACCGAACCGACCUCAAAAAGCACUAAUCACUAAUGAUCAGUGAUCAUACAAGAGACUUCUCAUCAAAACUAAACAUGAUCAGUGAUCACACAAAAAGACUUCUCAUCAAAACUAAACAUGAUCAGUGAUCACACAAAAAGAAUGCUCACGUUGGUUGAAAAUCACAGCCACAGAAAACAGACAAAAAACAGCAUAUUCAAACGCAUAAUCUCAUAAUUAGACCAACACUGUGCAAAAAUGUCCAUUAAUUGCAAUCUACAUAAUCACAUUACCUAUUGCUGCAGGAUUAUUUUCCUGCUGUAGCAAACUGGCUCAAAUUAAGAUCCUACAUCUAAUCUAAGAACCAUUGUAGGUCCUAACCAAGUCCUUAUUGCACAAUGAGAAUGGAAUUAUUCACACAUGAUGCAUCCCAAGUGGAACCCUAUGUAGUGCACUAGCUUUGACCAGAUGACACACAAAGAGGAGAGAUAUUAUUAUUAGAGAAACAAAUGCAUUAACUCUGGCUGUAGUUAAGAGAUGUUUGAACAUUGUUAGGUUGAGAUUAUUGAAUAAUAGUUUUUCCUUAAUGCUGAUAGUAUUCUGCUCACUAUCUGAACUUUACACUCAAAGUUUCCACUCUCAAAUCUCGAAACCCAUAACUGAACUAUUUCUUAUAUUCAAGAAUAAAAGUUUAAGUAUGUAUCUUCACAAUGAAAUAAUUAAAGAAAGCUCAAUCCAAUUGAGAGAAUACUUUCAUGUACAUUUGAAGUCGGAUGGCCAAAUGCAUUUAAAUUCAGUUUUUCACAAUUCCUGACAUUUAAUCCUAGUAAAAAUUCCCUGUUUUAGGUCAGUUAGGAUCACCACUUUAUUUUAAGAAUGUGAAAUGUCAGAUUAAUAGUAGAGAGAAUGAUUUAUUUCAGCUUUUAUUUCUUUCAUCACAUUCCCAGUGGGUCAGAAGUUUACAUACACUCAAUUAGUAUUUGGUAGCAUUGCCUUUAAAUUGUUUAACUUGGGUCAAACGUUUCAAGUAGCCUUCCACAAGCUUCCCACAAUAAGUUGGGUGAAUUUUGGCCCAUUCCUCCUGACAGAGCUGGUGUAACGGAAUCAGGUUUGUAGGCCUCCUUGCUCGCACACGCUUUUUCAGUUCUGCCCACACAUUUUCUACAGGAUUGAGGUCAGGGUUUUGUGAUGGCCACUCCAAUACCUUGACUUUGUUGUCCUUAAGCCAUUUUGCCACAACUUUGGAAGUAUGCUUGGGGUCAUUGUCCAUUUGGAAGACCCAUUUGCAACCAAGCUUUAACUUCCUGACUGAUGUCUUGAGAUGUUGCUUCAAUAUAUCCACAUAAUUUUCUUUCCUCAUGAUGCCAUCUAUUUUGUGAAGUGCACCAGUCCCUCCAGCAGCAAAGCACCCCCACAGCAUUUUCCUCCAAACAUAACGAUGUUCAAUAUGGCCAAACAGUUAUAUUUUUGUUUCAUCAGACCAGAGGACAUUUCUCCAAAAAGUAAGAUCUUUGUCCCCAUGUGCAGUUGCAAACCGUGGUCUGGCUUUUUUAUGGCGGUUUUGGAGCAGUGGCUUCUUCCUUGCUGAGCGGCCUUUCAGGUUAUGUCGAUAUAGGACUUGUUUUACUGUGGAUAUAAAUACUUUUGUACCUGUUUCCUCCAGUAUCUUCACAAGGUCCUUUGCUGUUGUUCUGGGAUUGAUUUGCACUUUUCGCAACAAAGUACGUUCAUCUCUAGGAGACAGAACGCGUCUCUUUCCUGAGCGGUAUGACGGCUGCGUGGUCCCAUGGUGUUUAUACUUGCAUACUAUUGUUUGUACAGAUGAACGUGGUCCCUUCAGGCGUUUGGAAAUUGCUCCCAAGGAUGAACCAGACUUGUGGAGGUCUACAAUUAUUUUUCGGAGGUCUUGGCUGAUUUCUUUUGAUUUCCCCAUGAUGUCAAGCAAAGAGGCACUGAGUUUGAAGGUAGGCCUUGAAAUACAUCCACAGGUACACCUCCAAUUGACUCAAAUGAUGUCAAUUAGCCUAUUAGAAGCUUCUAAAGCCAUGAUGUCAUUUUCUGGAAUAUUCCAGAAUGUUUAAAGGACAGUCAAUUUAGUGUAUGUAAAUAGUGAUACAGUCAAUUAUAAGUGAAAGAAUCUGUCUGUAAACAAUUGUUGGAAAAAUUACUUGUGUCAUGCACAAAGCAGAUGUCCUAACCGACAUGCCAAAAUUUGUGGAGUGGUUGAAAAACGAGUUUUAAUGACUCCAACCUACAGUGUAUGUAAACUUCCGACUUCAACUGUAGCUACACUGCACAACCUAACCACCCCUGAAGACAUCUCUCUCUCACACACACACACACACACACACUCACACACACUCACACUCACACUCACACUCACACUCACACACACACACACACACACACACACACACACACACACACACACACACACACACACACACACACACACACACACACACACACACACACACACACUCACACUCACACUCACACUCCCCCUAUAGACCUCCUUCUGGCUGAUUCCAGGAGGAAAAAAAACUCAUCUAAAUGUGAAGGAGUGCCUCCUGUGGAGAGUAGUAUUCCCAGGUGGAACCAGCCUGCCUUUGAAUUCACAUUUGUCAAGUUUCACUCAAAAGCUCUGACGGAGGCCUUUUGAGGCCGAUACGUAACGCUUUAAUAAAGAGCAGCGACAGUAGCAAGAGCAGUGUGCAGGUUUCUAAUUUUUUCUCAAGUUUCACUCUGAAACAGAACACAAAUAACUGCUACCAAAGACAGAACAGAGAAUGUUGAGGAUGGUUUGGCAGGAAGCAGCACAGAGGAGAGGAGGAAGUGAGACAUUUCCACAGAGUGGCAGGAGGCCCACACUCCUCCUCUUUAAAGUCAAAAGGAGGAAAGACAACCCAAAAAGGUCAACAAUCUCCCAUCUCUCGAAAGUUGACAUUUGAUGAGCAUUUUGCUGCGUAAAGAGAUUGUAUUCAUCUGGAUGACGGCUCCCUGAGGUUUUAAAUCAUGUUUGAUGGCUAGAUCCUGAUUCUGCAGCGUUUUUUUUAAACUCGAUAGGGAAAGGGCCUCCAAUCUUCCUAUCCGAACCACCUGCAAUGUUUCCUCACUAUUUCCAAUCUUUCCUCUCGGUUCCCUUUCUCCUUCUGCUGGCUGAAAGGUAGAUGAUGCCGACAGAAAUGUCAAGCUGCUUGAGGCAUAGAGAAACCUACGUUCAGAAAACACGUCAAUUAUACGAAUGAGAAGAACAGCUAACAGCUUCCACGUCGAACUGGAAACGUCGUCCAUCUUUAGCUCUACAAGCUCCAUACUCCUCCUCCAUCUUCUCUCUUCUCCUGUUCCUUUUGAUAUUAGUUAUUGGAGUGUAUUAAUUCUCUACCAGGUGAGUUCCAACGGCGGCAGCAGGCUUCUCAGUGGCUGAGUCUGGCACCUCUUAAAGGUCAGCUCCACGUGACAGGGUGUGUGUGUGUGUGUGACCUGUAAGUCAGCUGUACUGUCUUAACCUUUACAUUUUAGCAGACACUCUUAUCCAGAGCGACUUACAGUUAGUGCAUACAUUAUUAUUUUUUAUUUUUUUAAUACCCCCUGUGGGAAUCAAACCCACAACCCUGGCGUUGCAAACGCCAUGCUCUAUCAACUGAGCUACAUCCCUGCCGGCCAUUCCCCUCCCCUACCCUGGACGACGCUGGGCCAAUUGCACGCCGCCCCAUGGGGUCUCCCGAUCGUGACCGGCUACGACAGAGCCUGGAUUCGAACCAGGAUCUCCAGUGGCACAGCUAGCACUGCGAUGCGGAGCCUUAGACCACUGCGCCACUCGGGAGGAUUUAGUGUAUCGGUUUCCAGUUCUCAGUAGACGCUCUAGGAGUUGAUUAUCUGAACCAAACUGACUUGUUCCAGAAAUAAAGAGGUCAUAGUCAGUGACACCAUAACACACACACACACCUACACAACACAAAUCCAGCCAGUGCUGUGGCCCCGUCCACCUCUACUGUUCUGAUCCUCCCAAAUAGCAUUCAUCACGACCAUACCAGGACAUAAUAGCUUGACUAUAUUAAACACAGCACCCUGUCCUCACAGCACCUCAUCAAAUCUACAGUAUAUUCAACACAGCACCCUGUCCUCACAGCACCUCAUCAAAUCUACAGUAUAUUCAACACAGCACCUGUCCUCACAGCACCUCAUCAAAUCUACAGUAUAUUAAACACAGCACCCUGUCCUCACAGCACCUCAUCAAAUCUACAGUAUAUUCAACACAGCACCCUGUCCUCACAGCACCUCAUCAAAUCUACAGUAUAUUAAACACAGCACCCUGUCCUCACAGCACCUCAUCAAAUCUACAGUAUAUUCAACACAGCACCCUGUCCUCACAGCACCUCAUCAAAUCUACAGUAUAUUCAAACACAGCACCCUUGUCCUCACAGCACCUCAUCAAAUCUACAGUAUAUUCAACACAGCACCCUGUCCUCACAGCACCUCAUCAAAUCUACAGUAUAUUCAACACAGCACCCUGUCCUCACAGCACCUCAUCAAAUCUACAGUAUAUUCAACACAGCACCCUGUCCUCACAGCACCUCAUCAAAUCUACAGUAUAUUCAACACAGCACCCUGUCCUCACAGCACCUCAUCAAAUCUACAGUAUAUUCAACACAGCACCCUGGUCCUCACAGCACCCUCAUCAAAUCUACAGUAUAUCAAACACAGCACCUGUCCUCACAGCACCUCAUCAAAUCUACAGUAUAUUCAACACAGCACCCUGUCCUCACAGCACCUCAUCAACAUCUACAGUAUAUUCAACACAGCACCCUGUCCUCACAGCACCUCAUCAAAUCUACAGUAUAUUCAACACAGCACCUGUCCUCACAGCACCUCAUCAAAUCUACAGUAUAUUCAACACAGCACCUUGUCCUCACAGCACCUCAUCAAAUCUACAGUAUAUUCAACACAGCACCCUGUCCUCACAGCACCUCAUCAAAUCUACAGUAUAUUAAACACAAGCACCCUUGUCCUACACAGCACCUCAUCAAAUCUACAGUAUAUUCAAAACACAGCACCCCCUUGUCCUCACAGCACCUCAUCAAAAUCUUACAGUAUAUUCCAACACAAGCACCUUUUGUCCUCACAGCACCACCUCAUCAAAAUCUACAGUAUAUUCAACACAGCACCCUUGGUCCUCACAGCACCUCAUCAAAUCUACAGUAUAUUCAACACAGCACCCUGUCCUCACAGCACCUCAUCAAAUCUACAGUAUAUUAAACAAUAAAAUCAAAUCAAAUUUUCUUGGUCACAUACACAUAUUUAGCAGAUGUUAUUGCGGGUGUAGCUAAAUGCUUGUGUUCCUAGCUCCAACAGUGCAGUAGUAUCUAACAAUUCACAACAAUACACACAAAUCUAAAAGAAAAAAAUUUAAAUGAAGAAAUAUAUAAAUAUUAGAACGAGCAAUGUCAGAGUGGCAUUGACUAAAUACAGUAGAAUAGAAUACAGUAUAUACAUAUGAGAUGAGUAAAGCAGUAUGUAAACAUUAUUAAAGUGACUAGUGUUCCAUUAUUAAAGUGACUAGUGUUCCAUGUCUAUGUAUAUAGGGCAGCAGCCUCUAAGGUGCAGGGUUGAGUAACCGGGAGGUAGCCGGCUAGUGAUGGCUAUUUAACAGUCUGAUGGCCUUGAGAUAGAAACUGUUUUUCAGUCUCUCGGUCCCCGCUUUGAUGCACCUGUACUGACCUUGCCUUCUGGAUGAUAGCGGGGUGAACAGGCAGUGGCUCGGGUGGUUGAUGUCCUUGAUGAUCUUUUUGGCCUUCCUGUGACAUCGGGUGCUGUAUGUGUCUUGGAGGGUGGGUAGUUUGCCCCCGGUAAUGCGUUCGGCAGACAGCACCACCCUCUGGACAGCCCUGCGGUUGCGGCGGUGCAGUUGCCAUACCAGGCGGUGAUACAGCCUGACAGGAUGCUCUCAAUUGUGCAUCUGUAAAAGUUUGUGAGGGUCUUUCUUCAGCCUCCUGAGGUUGAAGAGGUGCCUUCACCACACUGUCUGUGUGGGUGGACCAUAUCAGAUUGUCAGUGAUGUGUACACUGAGGAACUUGAAGCUUUCCACCUUCUCCACUGCGAUCCCGUCGAUCUGGAUAGGGGCGUGCUCCCUCUGCUGUUUCCUGAAGUCCACGAUCAGCUCCUUUGUUUUGAUUUUCCUGGCACCACUCUGCCAGGGCCCUCACCUCCUCCCUGUAGGCUGUCUCGUCAUUGUUGGUAAUCAGGCCUACAUGAAAUGAUUUCCACAAAUUAACUUUUAACAAGGCACACCUGUUAAUUGAAAUGCAUUCCAGGUGACUACCUCAUGAAGCUGGUUGAGAGAAUGCCAAGAGUGUGCAAAGCUGUCAUCAAGGCAAAGGGUGGCUAUUUGAAGAAUCUCAAAUAUAUAAAAUAUAUUUUUAUUUGUUUAAUACUUUUUUGGUUACUACAUGAUUCCAUAUGUGUUAUUUCAUAGUUUUGAUGUCUUCACUAUUAUUCUAGAAAAUAGUAAAAAUAAAGAAAGACUGUUGAAUGAGUAGGUGUUCCAAAACCUCUGCUACUUUCCAUAUGUGUUGCACUAUACAGGUAAUUGGGUACCAUUUGGCAUCAACAGCCCUAUUUCCUAUUUCCAGGAAGAGAUUUCUGUGAGAUAUAACGGUCUCACCCUGAGUUCCUAAUGGUGGUCUUUACAGGCGGUGUGAAAACACUGGCCUCAGCAGGCAGCGUUCGUACCCUGGCACACCAGGGGGGGGGGGUGAGUAUGUGUUGGGUCGUGGGGCUAGUGUGUGUGUGUGUUGGGUCGUGGGGCUAGUGUGUGUGUGUGUUGGGUCGUGGGGCUAGUGUGUGUGUGUGUGUGUGAGUGUCUGGUGAGCAGAGCCAGGCCCCAUAGGGACAGGAUCUAGCAGCAGAUUGGGCAGCCUGUAGGGAGGACCCCGCUGCUGCCUGUAGGGAGGACCCCGCUGCUGCCUGUAGGGAGGACCCCGCUGCUGCCUGUAGGGAGGACCCCGCUGCUGCCUGUAGGGAGGACCCCGCUGCUGCCUGUAGGGAGGACCCCGCUGCUGCCUGUAGGGAGGACCCCGCUGCUGCCUGUAGGGAGGACCCCGCUGCUGCCUGUAGGGAGGACCCCGCUGCUGCCUGUAGGGAGGACCCCGCUGCUGCCUGUAGGGAGGACCCCGCUGCUGCCUGUAGGGAGGACCCCGCUGCUGCC
Molecule: messenger RNA, 18101 nt
Organism: Coregonus sp. 'balchen'
Lineage: Eukaryota; Metazoa; Chordata; Actinopteri; Salmoniformes; Salmonidae
Source: the annotation of a GenBank genome assembly